Scheffersomyces amazonensis is the source of this 897-nucleotide messenger RNA. RefSeq lists its product as uncharacterized. The record is from RefSeq and is a predicted model, not a curated record. The coding region runs from base 1 to 897 and encodes 298 amino acids. The transcript has a single exon. Lineage: Eukaryota; Fungi; Ascomycota; Pichiomycetes; Serinales; Debaryomycetaceae. Gene Ontology annotation, biological process: regulation of ERK1 and ERK2 cascade; negative regulation of protein binding; protein dephosphorylation. Gene Ontology annotation, cellular component: cytoplasm; nucleoplasm. Gene Ontology annotation, molecular function: F-box domain binding.
AUGUCCCAACAAGAUCAAUCUAUGUUCUUCAAUCCUGACGGUGCACAAGAAAUAUGUCCAUCUAUAUGGCUCGGAUCUUAUAAAUCCUUGACUAAUGCCAGAUUUCUUGAAACUCACCAAAUCAAAAUAAUAAUUAACUGUUUGUCUACAUCUAGAUUCCUUCGGUGCCUACAGCGUAAAGACGUUGUUGUUUCAUCUGAUGUUGUCAUUUUGAGUCUUGAUCCUGCCUUUGAUAUUAAUAAUGUGGAAAAUGAAGAUGAUCGUGAAUUGGUACAUGAAUUUGUAACUCAAUUCAAAAAGAUCCUUCAAAAUUAUCUUCAUUAUUUUUAUCAUAAUAAUUCAAAUAUAAAUAAUUUGAUUCAUAAUCUACCAAUUAAUAAUAGCUCAAAUAAUGGUUUAAAUCUUACAAACCCAAUUCUAGGUGGGAAUUUAAAGGCUCAAUUUUUUAACAUUAUAAGAUUUAUAAAUUUGAUUAAAGUGAUAAAUUCAACAACACAAAUUCUUAUUCUUUCGGAGCUGGGAAAUGUCAAUCUCUCCACAGGUUUAAUUAUUGCUUAUCUUAUGGAUUGUUAUAAAUAUAACUUUGAUAGUUCAUUUAAAUUCAUUCAGUCUAAGCGACCAAGUGUUAAUCCACUAAAUUUCAAUUAUUAUGAUGAUUUGUUAAUAAGGGAGAAUUUAAAGAAGUUUUUUGCUGAAAAUAAUCAAAUCAAGCAAGAGAAGCCAGGGUUGUUAACACUGAAUUAUAGAUUAAAGAGAAGAAAUGACGAAGAACUGUCCCUUUCUCAUGAUUCCAAUAAUACACAUUCACAACCUGAUGAUGAUAUGCUUGAUGAUACCAUUAUUGUAGGCGGAGUUGAUGGAAACCUUCAUGACCGGAAAAGAAGAUUCCUCAACUAA